GGAGCACACUCCUCGUUUCCCAUCCCACCUCCACUACCUGUUCCUCUUCCCCCCACCUUCUCAAGGCCAUUGCCUUUCUUGGCCGCGUCUCAGAGUACGUGAAGAAGAGAAGCCAUGGCGCUCAGGGCUUCCUUCCCCGGGGAGCUGGCCGGAGGAGGAGCCUCCUUCCUCGACUCCGGCAGGGGAGCUUUCCGCCACCGCAAAGUGGACUUCACUUUUCAAAGGAGGGACAGAAGAGCAGUUUCACUGAGAAGGACAUGCUGUUCUAUGCAACAGGGACCACCGCCGGCAUGGCCUGGUCGAGCUGUUGUUGAACCUGGGAGGAAGUCAUGGGAUGGCCCAAAGCCUAUUUCAAUUGUUGGUUCAACUGGUUCCAUAGGAACUCAGACAUUGGACAUAGUUGCGGAGAAUCCUGAUAAAUUCCGAGUUGUUGCUCUUGCUGCUGGCUCCAACGUGACUCUUCUAGCUGAUCAGGUGAAAACAUUCAAACCAAAGCUGGUUGCUGUAAGAAACGAGUCAUUACUUAAUGAGCUAAAGGAAGCCUUAGCUGAUUGUGAGGAGAUGCCAGAAAUUAUUCCUGGGGAGCAAGGUGUCAUAGAGGUUGCUCGCCACCUAGAUGCAGUUACAGUUGUUACCGGCAUAGUCGGGUGUGCUGGACUGAAGCCUACAGUUGCAGCUAUUGAAGCUGGGAAAGAUAUUGCACUGGCAAACAAAGAGACACUUAUUGCAGGCGGUCCUUUCGUGCUUCCUCUUGCACACAAACACAACGUGAAAAUACUUCCUGCUGAUUCUGAGCACUCUGCAAUAUUUCAGUGUAUACAAGGCUUGUCUGAAGGAUCACUUCGACGCAUUAUUCUGACUGCAUCAGGUGGUGCUUUCAGGGACUGGCCAGUUGAGAGGUUGAAAGAUGUAAAAGUUGCCGAUGCUUUAAAGCACCCAAACUGGAAUAUGGGGAAGAAGAUCACAGUAGAUUCUGCUACUUUGUUCAACAAGGGUUUAGAAGUUAUUGAAGCACAUUACCUGUUUGGUGCUGAAUAUGAUGACAUUGAGAUUGUUAUUCACCCACAGUCUAUCAUACACUCUAUGAUUGAAACCCAGGACUCGUCUGUCUUGGCUCAGCUGGGAUGGCCAGAUAUGCGGUUACCGAUCCUAUACACCUUAUCUUGGCCAGACAGAAUCUACUGCUCUGAGGUCACCUGGCCCCGGCUAGAUCUUUGCAAGUUGGGUUCACUGACAUUCAAAGCUCCCGACAAUGUGAAAUACCCAUCAGUGGAUCUUGCAUACGCAGCUGGGCGUGCAGGGGGCACCAUGACAGGAGUUCUCAGUGCUGCUAACGAGAAGGCCGUGGAGCUCUUCAUCGAUGAAAAGAUCAGCUAUCUGGACAUCUUCAAGGUGGUGGAGCUUACGUGCGACGCUCAUCGCAAUGAGCUAGUGACAAGCCCGUCGCUUGAGGAGAUCAUACACUACGAUCAGUGGGCGAGGAAGUUCUCUGCCAGCCUACAGGCAUCGACAGGACGGAGCCCUGUUCUCGCCUAAGGCCGCAAUUGCAAACACCCGUGGCUUCCCCUCAAUUCUCGCCGGAAUUGAACUAUUUCUGUGGAAUUUCUGCGCUCCAAACAUGGCAUUAGAUCUCUAGCUACAAAGGAUACAAUCUAGCUUGCCUAGCUAUCAUGAUUAUGGUGUAUAGCAGGAGCAGGUCUAGAAGAUGAAGUUGGGCAGCUACAGAAAGUGUACACGGCUGUGACUAACUUCCAGGCCCAGGGCCAUGGUCGAAUUGGUCAUUCGGACUAGAUCAGGAUUUAUCAAGGCACACCUAGUUGCCUUCCUGAAUGUAAAUCAUGUAUGUGCAUGAAUAAAUUGUGUGUUCCAUACCAAUUUUGAUGGAUUAAGUGAAUAGCAUGGAAUAUUUAGGAAAGAAUCAAAUGUGUUUCUACAUUUUGAACAAGAAAUGGUCAUUCGUCAA
Messenger RNA from Brachypodium distachyon (stiff brome), 1963 nucleotides. RefSeq names its product 1-deoxy-D-xylulose 5-phosphate reductoisomerase, chloroplastic. The record is from RefSeq and is a predicted model, not a curated record. Gene Ontology annotation, biological process: isoprenoid biosynthetic process. The coding region runs from base 115 to 1536 and encodes 473 amino acids. Gene Ontology annotation, molecular function: manganese ion binding; NADPH binding; 1-deoxy-D-xylulose-5-phosphate reductoisomerase activity. The transcript is spliced from 12 exons. Lineage: Eukaryota; Viridiplantae; Streptophyta; Magnoliopsida; Poales; Poaceae.